UAACGUUCGUUUUUGUCGGAUCAAUCCAUAUGGCGCGUUACUAGUAGAUGCAACCGCACGACACUAGCAACGCUUGCGAUCGAGUUGCAUCACCACCAGACGCUAGCCACGAUGAAGUUCAGCCUCCAGCGCAAGCCUGGACUAUCCAAGCCCAAGGAGCUGAAGCCCAAGCGUCCUCUCCAGUCGGACUCCGAUUCUGACAGCGAUGAUCAGGAGUCUAAGUUCAAGCAAAUGAUGCACAAGAAAGCACAGAAAGUGGUGCUCCAGGCGUCGAAGGAAGCAGAAGCACUGCAGGAGGACUACGAGCUGGUGUUGGCGAAGCCUGCACCUGCAAGGGCUUCCUCUGGCCCAAAAUACAUGGAUAAAUUGUUGGAGUCUAACAAGAGACGGAAGGAGGAGCAACAGGGCUACAGGACGGCGGCGGCCGAGAAACAGGCCCAGAGAGUGAGGCAGAACAACGGCUUGGUGUUUGAAAGCGAGGCUUAUUCUAAGCUCAAGGCUCAGUCCAGUGUGGACGAACAGGAGGAUGCGGUUGGACCUGGAAGUAUCCGUUCUAAUAUGCUAGGCUUCCACUGCGGAAUGGCAAACACUAAGUACCUGAAAUAUGGGCAAACGGGUGCUUCCGCUGCCGGGAAGCCUCCAAGGUCGGAGUCGAAACGGAAUGCCCCAUUAAAACCCCCUUCUACGGCCAAUAACGUUGCCUCUCAUUCAAAAGAACUACCUGCACAUUUGAGCGACCUUGUGAGGUCCAGAGUUACCGAGAGGGACUUGGAGCUAUGCAAACAGCGAUACUGGAAACGAAUGGAGGAUACUCCAUCUUUGGCACCAACAACAGGGAGAAAGCCGUAUUGUGCUACGUGGAAGAUUAUUCACUGAGAUACUACAAACAAUAUUGAAACCCCUUACCGCAAUACGUGAUAUUAACUGAAAGCAAGGGCUACAUUCCUGAUUUUGAAAUCCCUUAGUACAAUAUAUGGAACAUCCCGAGACACUGCGUCUCUAAUUGAGAAAUCCUACGUCAAUAUGUGGACAUUAUUCACUGCAUAGGACCGCCUUCUAAUUCUGAAUCCCUACUGCAAUGAGGAUCAUUCCCUGAAAAAAUAGGUCCGGAAAGAAUCCCUUGGAAUCCCUACUACA
This is a messenger RNA of Suhomyces tanzawaensis NRRL Y-17324, 1137 nucleotides long. RefSeq lists its product as uncharacterized. The record is from RefSeq and is a predicted model, not a curated record. The transcript has a single exon. Bases 112 to 876 code for a protein of 254 amino acids. Lineage: Eukaryota; Fungi; Ascomycota; Pichiomycetes; Serinales; Debaryomycetaceae.